Messenger RNA from Cuscuta campestris, 2615 nucleotides. Lineage: Eukaryota; Viridiplantae; Streptophyta; Magnoliopsida; Solanales; Convolvulaceae. The record is from the annotation of a GenBank genome assembly.
CUCAUAUUUUUUCUUCUCAUUCAGCUGAUUUUGAAUGACUUAAAGCCUUCGAACCCCCACCACUCCGCAGUCCGCAUCUACCCUACGAGGCCUGGGAGUGCUCUGCUCGUGCCCCGUGGUUCAAUCACUCGUAGCCUGUGGUGUACUGGAUUCCAGCUGCUUAGGUGACCCAAAAUCAGAUUUUCUUGUCCGAGUCUAUCUCUUCCAACUCAGUCGAUUGCCAAGAUUUUUAACCUGUAAACAUAAGUGUCCGAGAUAUUGCAAGUCCACUUUGGGUUUCCGCUGCCACCCCUAACGUCCAUGGAUUUUGAUUCAACUUAUGAUACUGUUUGUGUAGCAGAUUUUAUCUUUCGUAAAGGCUUCAAAAGAGUAGCUCUCCAGUUCCCAGAUGAACUAUUGAAGUAUUCAACAAAAAUAGUAGCGGCGCUGCACAAAAAGGUUCGCGCACUCGGAGAGUCAAGUGGAGACACAAAGGAUGUCAAAUUGUACGUAAUGGCUGAUACUACUUAUGGCAACUGUUGUGUUGAUGAGGUUGGAGCAGCUCAUGUAAAUGCCGACUGUGUUAUUCAUUAUGGUCAUACAUGCCUUAGUCCGACAUCAGCAAUUCCUGCAUUCUAUGUUUUUGGAAAAGCUUCCAUUAAUGUUCCAAAUUGUUUAGAAAAACUGUAUGGAUACACAUCGCAAUUUGAAAAGCCAAUUUUGGUUCUUUAUGGGCUUGAAUAUGCACACGCCAUACCGAAGAUCAAGGAAGUUGCAAUAGCAGAAUCUUCAAGAUUAUAUAGCUCAUCUAAUUUGGAACUUUCUUAUGCUGAUGUAAUAAACUUUGUUACUAGUCCAACAGCAGUUUUUAGAUCUGUGGAUAACAAUCCUGAAGAUGUUGACUGUGGAACUGAUAAUGGAAGUCAUUCUAAGGAAACAUAUACUAUAGGAGGGUUGUCUUGGAGCUUAAAUAAGGGACAUAAGAUGAAAGAUUAUUUGCUUUUUUAUAUCGGUUCAGAUAAUUCAGCUUUUGCUAAUGUGCUAUUGACAUACAACAGUUGUGAAUUAGGUAAUACUUUACGUUCACUGUCUACAUUUUGGCUUUUGUUAACUCAAAUUACUUUGUCAUAAAUAAUUGGCUUUGCAUGGGCACAUUCAUUUUUCUUCCCUUUCUCGGGAUAAGCAUACGGGACAUUUUUAGGAUUCUGAUGUAUAUUAGCAACCUCUACCAUUUGAUUUUUUACUAUCUUUACCAAGAUGAAUAAACUUUUAUGUGGAAUUAGUGCAAGAUGAUGGAGCUUUAGGAUGAUGCUAAAAGCUUUACACAUCAAUUGGCAUAGGGCAUUUAAAGGCCUUGAAUAUGUGUUUUUUGCGAGGGAAGAAAUUGUUGACACAUGAUAGGUCUUUGCAUGUGUCUUUUUAUUGUUCUAUACUGCUUCUUUUUCAAUGUGACUUGUGAAAUUUCAGGGCAUAAAAUGAUGAUAAUGUUUUUUGCUUUGACUGAAUUUCUAUUGUUGGAACAAUAUUUUGCCAGUUUAGUAUGAUCUUCCUGCCACUAAUGCACUUCCGGUGUGUUGUCAUUUAUUUUAGACUUGUUUUGUGAAUGUUAUUAAUCAUUGUGCUCACGUCGCUGGCUUUGCUCCCAGUCAGAUACGAUGCAGCUCAAGAUUUGUUGGUCACUAACUUCUCUUCACAGAACAAGAUUCUUAGGCGUAGGUAUUUUCUAGUUGAGAAAGCGAAGGAUGCCGGUAUUGUUGGGAUCUUGGUGGGAACUCUUGGAGUAGCUGGUUAUCUCCACAUGAUUCAUCAGAUGAAAGAUUUGAUCACAAGGGCCGGGAAGAAAGCCUAUAUUUUUGUUAUGGGUAGGCCAAAUCCUGCCAAGCUUGCUAACUUCCCUGAGUGUGAUGUUUUUAUAUAUGUUUCUUGUGCACAAACAGCUCUAUUGGAUAGUAAAGAGUUUUUAGCUCCCAUUAUUACACCCUAUGAAGCAAUGCUUGCUUUCAAUAGAGGAAGUCAGUGGACCGGAGAAUAUGUGACUGAGUUCCGCGAUUUGCUUGGGUCUGCUCCGGUGGAAGAAAAUGAGCAAUCAGAGGAAGCAAGAUUUUCUUUCCUCCAAGGUGGAUACAUGGAAGAUUUUGAUCAAAAAGAGCCCCAUGAUUUGGAGGAGGAUGGAGUUUCUGCAUUGGUGAGCGUUACACAAAGAGCUCUCCAAGUUCGGGAUAGUGGAACGAAGAAGACGAUGAUGGGAACAGCAAAGUCAGGGGCAGAAUUCUUUGCAGCUAGGUCCUUCCAUGGUCUCGACAUUCAUCAUUCUGAGAGUAACACCAUCACUGAGCCACUUUUGAUGGGUAGGAGUGGGAGGGCCUCGGGGUACACACACGAGCGGACCACGCCUCCUACUUAGCCUUCGUUUGGGAACAUCGUUUUCAACUAUCGUUAGCGUUUUAGAUUAAUUUUUAGCAGUGUAUUUUUUGUGGUGUAUAUUAACUUUGAAAAUGACAAAAUUAAAGAUUGCAUCAACAUUUUUGAAAUGUUAAGUUAAACGCUGAAGUUGUUGCCAAACAGCACCUAGCCAUUCCCCCUGCAUUUCCAUACUUGCAACAAUGAUAUUUUUAAAAAAAAUGAGGAUUUAGUUG